Anopheles marshallii is the source of this 1464-nucleotide messenger RNA. RefSeq names its product NADH dehydrogenase [ubiquinone] flavoprotein 1, mitochondrial (gene ND-51). Gene Ontology annotation, molecular function: 4 iron, 4 sulfur cluster binding; FMN binding; NADH dehydrogenase (ubiquinone) activity. Gene Ontology annotation, biological process: mitochondrial electron transport, NADH to ubiquinone. NCBI's taxonomy places the organism in Eukaryota, Metazoa, Arthropoda, Insecta, Diptera, Culicidae. The transcript has 4 exons. The record is from RefSeq and is a predicted model, not a curated record. Bases 1 to 1464 code for a protein of 487 amino acids.
AUGGCAAACGCACUAGUGCGUAUUAAUUGCAUGCCAAAGCAGCAAUUAGUUGCUCUCGUUCCGGCAGCUCUGCGCAACACUGCGGUCGUUGCUGGGUGUAAUAACAAGCAGCAAGUGCGCCUCCAGUCAGCCCAAGCAUCCGCACCACCACCACAAACGAAAACCAAGUUCGGCGCGUUGGCCGACCAGGACCGUAUCUUUACCAAUCUGUAUGGUCGUCAUGAUUGGCGUUUGAAAGGCGCUCUCAAGCGCGGCGAUUGGUACAAGACGAAGGAAAUCCUGCUGAAGGGCACGGAUUGGAUUUUGAAUGAAAUCAAGGUAUCGGGUUUGCGUGGUCGUGGAGGUGCCGGAUUUCCUACUGGCAUGAAAUGGUCCUUCAUGAACAAACCUUCUGAUGGCCGUCCGAAGUAUCUGGUCGUUAACGCCGACGAGGGUGAACCGGGAACGUGCAAGGAUCGUGAGAUCAUGCGUCACGAUCCUCACAAGCUGAUCGAAGGCUGCCUUAUCGCAGGACGUGCGAUGGGAGCGCGGGCAGCUUACAUUUACAUUCGUGGAGAAUUCUACAAUGAAGCUUCCAACAUGCAGUUGGCCAUUGCCGAAGCUUACCAGGCGGGUUUAAUUGGAAAGAACGCCUGUGGAUCCGGUUACGAUUUUGACGUUUUCAUGCACCGAGGAGCCGGCGCGUACAUUUGUGGCGAAGAAACGGCCCUCAUUGAAUCCCUGGAGGGUAAGCAAGGUAAGCCGCGUCUAAAGCCGCCAUUCCCGGCCGAUGUCGGUGUGUUCGGAUGUCCCACGACGGUUUCGAACGUGGAAACUGUGGCUGUAGCACCAACAAUCUGCCGCCGAGGUGGUGUAUGGUUUGCCAGUUUCGGUCGUACUCGUAACUCCGGUACGAAACUGUUCAACAUCUCCGGCCACGUCAAUACGCCGUGUACGGUCGAGGAAGAGAUGUCAAUUCCGUUGAAGGAACUGAUCGAGCGCCACGCCGGGGGCAUUCGUGGUGGAUGGGACAAUUUGCUCGGUAUCAUCCCCGGCGGUUCUUCGACGCCCGUCAUUCCGAAGUCAGUUUGUGAGGAUGUGUUGAUGGAUUUCGAUGGUCUGGUGCAGGCUCAAACCUCUCUGGGAACGGCUGCCAUUAUUGUGAUGGAUAAAUCGACGGACAUCAUCAAAGCAAUCUCGCGUUUGAUUAUGUUUUACAAGCACGAAAGCUGCGGUCAAUGUACACCGUGCCGCGAGGGAAUUUCGUGGAUGAACAAAAUUAUGCAUCGCUUUGUAUCCGGUGAUGCACGUCCGGCUGAAAUCGAUAUGUUGUGGGAAAUUUCUAAACAGAUCGAAGGUCACACCAUCUGUGCUUUGGGUGACGGUGCAGCUUGGCCAGUUCAAGGCCUUAUUCGACAUUUCCGCCCGGAAAUUGAAUCCAGGAUGAAGCAGUACGAGCAAAAGCAAGCCGCAGAUAAGAACUAA